GCCAUGCUCGCGGGGCCGAGCCUGGGCCGCAGCGCGGGACGCCUGGAGCGGGCGGCACCGGGGCCUGCCGGGGCGGCCGGUGGGUGCCUGGCGGGAUGUUCCGCAAGGCGCGGAGGGUGAAUGUGCGGAAGCGGAACGACUCGGAGGAGGAGGAUGAGGAGCGCGACGAGGAGCCGCCUCAGGAGCCGGCGCCGGCGGCCGGGGCGGCGGGGGAAGGGCCCAGCGAGGCCUCCGUGCCGCUGGCGUCGGGCGCUGGGCUCCUGCCGCUGCCCGCCGGCUGCGUGCCCCUCGCCCUGCCCGGCAGCCCCGCGGCCUUCGCGUGCGCCGCGAGCUACGGAGCGGCUCUCGGCUUGGGGCUGGGCUUGAUGGGAGGCGACCGAGCAGGCCUGGGGGCUCUGCCGGCGCCCGCUGUCCUGCGACCCCCGCCGCCACCGCCGCAGGCCCAGCAGGGCAAUGGGCUGCCGGCAGCCGGGCGCCCCAAGGAGAAGAAGCGGUCGCGGGAGAACAAAGAGGUGCCGAGGGCCAGCCUGCUUAGCUUCCAGGACGAGGAGGAGGAAACAGAAGAAGUUUUCAAAGUGAAGAAAUCAAGUUACAGCAAAAAGAUUGUAAAACAAUUGAAGAAAGAAUACAAAGAAGAUCUUGAAAAAUCAAAAGUUAGAACAGAGGUCAAUUCUCCAACAGAUGUUGAAGCACCACUAGAAAAGUUAGGACAGAAUAAGGAUAUAGGCCAAGAAGAUGGGACUGCAAACAGUGACCAUGGUGAAGAAGAAAUGGAAGUUGAAAGUGAGAAGGAAGAAGAAAAACCAAAAGCUGGUGGUGCUUUUUCAAGUGCUCUGUCAUCACUGAAUGCUCUCCGCCCAGGAGAAAUUCCAGAUGCUGCUUUUAUUCAUGCUGCUAGGAAAAAACGUCAAAUGGCUCGUGAACUUGGAGACUUUACCCCCGUUGACAGUGAACCAGGUAAAGGCCGCCUUGUUCGAGAAGAUGAAAAUGAUGCCAGUGAUGAUGAAGAUGAUGACGAGAAGAGGAGGAUAGUUUUUACAGUGAAGGAAAAAUCUCAAAGGCAAAAGAUUGCUGAGGAAAUAGGUAUUGAGGGAAGCGAUGAUGAAGCACUAGUGGCAGGGGAGCAAGAUGAAGAACUCAGUAGGUGGGAGCAAGAGCAGAUACGAAAAGGAAUCAACAUACCCCAGGUUCAACCAAGUCAGCCUGCAGAAGUGAAUAAUGUGUACUACCAGAACACUUACCAGACACUGUCUUAUGGUUCAUCAUAUGGCAUUCCAUACACCUAUGCUGCAUAUGGAUCAUCGGAAACCAAGUCUCAAAAAACAGAUAAUACAGUUCCUUUCAAAACUCCCAGUAAUGAGAUGACUCCUGUUACUAUUGAUUUGGUAAAGAAACAGCUUAAAGACAGGUUGGACUCUAUGAAAGAAAUGCACAAAGCUAAUCGGCAGCAAUAUGAGAAACAUCAGCAAAACCAAGAGGACUCUACCAAGACAAUUGAAAGAUUAGAAGGGUCUUCUGGGGGUAUUGGUGAACGGUAUAAGUUUUUGCAAGAAAUGCGAGGGUAUGUCCAAGACUUGCUUGAGUGUUUCAGUGAAAAGGUGCCUCUGAUUAACGAACUUGAAUCUGCAAUGCACCAGCUGUACAAACAGCGAGCUUCCCGCCUUGUCCAAAGACGACAAGAUGAUAUUAAAGAUGAAUCUUCGGAGUUUUCAAGCCAUUCAAAUAAAGCACUGAUGGCUCCAAAUCUUGAUUCUUUUGGGCGAGACAGAGUGAUCUAUCAAGAACAAGUCAAGCGUCGAACUGCAGAAAGAGAGGCUAGAAGAGCUCGCCGCAGACAAGCGAGAGAGCAAACUGGGAAGAUGGCAGAUCACCUUGAAGGCCUUUCCAGCGAUGAUGAGGAAACUUCAACAGAUAUCACAAACUUCAACUUGGAGCGAGAUCGUAUAUUGAAAGAAUCCAGCAAAGUUUUCGAAGAUGUUUUGGAAAGUUUUUACUCGAUUGAUUGCAUUAAGUCACAGUUUGAAGCUUGGCGCUCCAAGUACUUUGCUUCUUAUAAGGAUGCUUAUAUUGGCCUGUGUUUACCAAAGUUGUUUAACCCUUUAAUCAGACUUCAGCUGCUUACCUGGACUCCUUUGGAGGGCAAGUGUCGAGAUUUUGAAACAAUGUUGUGGUUUGAGUCAUUGCUGUUUUAUGGCUGUGAAGAGCAGGAGCAGGUGAAAGAUGAUGCUGAUAUUUCACUGUUGCCUACCAUUGUAGAAAGAGUUGUUCUUCCUAAAUUAACAGUAAUUUCUGAAAAUAUCUGGGAUCCCUUUUCUACCACACAGACAUCUAGAAUGGUAGCAAUUGUACAGAAACUAAUAGAUGGAUAUCCCUCAGUGGUGAAUGCAGAAAACAAAAAUACACAAAUGCUUUUAAAGGCCUUGUUGCUAAGAAUGAGGAGAACACUAGAUGAUGAUGUAUUCAUGCCCUUGUAUCCAAAAAACAUCUUAGAAAACAAGAACUCUGGUCCAUAUUUGUUUUUCCAACGUCAGUUUUGGUCCUCUGUUAAGUUAUUGGGAAACUUUCUCCAGUGGUAUGGAAUCCUUUCAAACAAAACUCUACAGGAGCUGUCCAUAGAUGGGUUGCUAAAUAGAUACAUUCUUAUGGCUUUUCAAAACUCAGAGUAUGGAGAGGACAGCAUUAAGAAAGCUCAAAGUGUAAUUAAUUGCUUCCCUAAGCAGUGGUUCACUAAUCUAACGGGAGACAAGACUAUUUCUCAGCUAGAAAACUUUUGUAGAUACCUUGUUCACCUGGCUGAUACAAUUUACAGAAACAGCAUUAGUUGCUCUGAUGUAGAGAAGAGAAAUGCAAGGGAGCACAUCAAGCAGAUCAUAAAGCUUCUAGCAAGUAUCCGAGCUCUGGAUCAUGCCGUUACUGUUGCAAAUGAUCACAACGUAAAAGAGUUCAAGAUUCUAACAGAAGGAAAAUAGACUUUUCCCACCACUCAUUUUGAGCUUAAAAACCAUUCCUGAUGUGUAAUUUAUGUACAUAUGUAAAGUUUCUUAAACUGUAAAGUAUUGAUCUUUGUUUUAAUACAAAGUGCAUUCUUAUAUACAGCAUCCUUAAAAAUAAAAAUCAUUGACUUCAUUGAAAACAAAAAUGGAAUCCCAAGGUUGUCAUCUUUCCAGAAACCAGAUUUUUCCUCAAGUUUCUCUAAAUCUUGUUCAGAAAAAUACUUUCUGCCCAUAAUCAGUGGUCAUCUACACCUGUUAAUUGUUCCAUGGUUAACUGGAAUGUGUAUAAUAGAUUCUGUGUAAUACAAUGAUGUAUAUAUUUAUACCACCAUGUUGCUUUCACACUGGAUAUAGAGAUGCUGUUCUGUUGCAAUAAGCUUUUCCUUUGCUAAAAAUACUUAUUUUGAAAAUAAAAUGAUUGUAUUAUUGGUCAAAAGGGCUGCUAAAACAUUCAAAUAUGUGAAAAGUCAUGAGUUGAAGAAUAGGGGCACAUUGAAGUGCUUUAAAAAGCAGCUGUGCACUCCAAGUGGAGUAACCAAAAAGUAAUUUGCAUUCAGAAUAUGGAAAUCUUGCCACUGUUCUCCAAAAGGAACAUCUGGAUAAAUGGUGAAGUAUUUUUUUUUAUACAGGCAAACACUGAGAAUUUGUGAUUCUUGUGCAUGUGUAGAUGGUGAUUCUUAAGCUCAAAACACCUUUCAUUUUGUAAGACUAAUGGUUUUACCUCUGAAUUCUGGACCCUCCUUCCUUUUCUAAAGUGCUUAAGAUGUGUCAGGAUUGCGGGGGAGGGGGUUGGUUUUUUGUUUGUUUGAUUUGGUUUUUUGGUUUGGUUUUGUAAUGUCAUUCAUGGAACCUAUUUCUUCAGGUUAGAGUGGCUGAAGAUAUGGAGCAAAAUGAAGGUAUUUUGAAACCUUUGAAGUAUUUACAUAGUGGAUAUUAAAAUGUUAUACUUCCCACUGGUAGGAAAAUGAAACCACAAACAUCAAAGGUUUAUGCCAAAAAAGGAGACAGAGGAGUCUUGUAACUUUAUUCAAAUAAAGGGAGAGGCCAUGGGGCAUUUGCCAGGGGUCUCUCACAUUUUUGAAGGAUGCAGCCUCCUCUUUUAUCCUAAUUUCUCGGCCGUAUUUCCCUCUCACUUUCCCCCUCGGCUGAGGUACUUGAGAGGUACAGACUUCCCAGAAUGCCUGAUACCAAAGAUUCCCCUCUGAUGUAAAACCCUCCCUUUUAAUUUUUAAUUUUUAUGGAAUUUAUGUUUUUCCCCAUUGUUUCUUUCAACUUUCAAUGCCCAAUUCAAUUUAUCAGCUUUUACAAAUAAACCUAAAGUUUAUUUGUAAAAGCAAGUAUCUUUUUCCAUUCAUCAAUCAGUGGAAUCCUUCCCACUGAUCCUUUUAUCUCUCAGUGCUAGUUUAUCUACCAGCAGACCCACAGCUUGUUUGUAAAGACAAAUCCAUCGUUCCUCUCACCACUAAAUAUCAUCUAUGUAUAGGCCUAAAAACCCAAGGCGUUUCAUUUAAAUGUAAGUGAAAACCACUUCAAAAAUCUGUUGAUAUACGUGAGAACACUAGUGACUUGAUCUUGGGAUCCAAGGCAGGUGGAGAGCUUUAGGUUAAAAGCUAUUCUCCAUGUGUGCCCAGCUUUUUUUUAGGGGAACUAUAGCAAUUUGCAUUCUGAAUAAUAUUUAUGCUUACUGCAUGUGAUAUAAAUGAGUAUAUUAAACACAUACCAUUUGUAACAUGGACACUUCCUUGGGAUACUGGAUAGUUAUUUUUUUUCAACAGAUUGACGGAGCGCACUCAGAAAUACCU
Vidua macroura (Pin-tailed whydah) is the source of this 4795-nucleotide messenger RNA. It is a transcript of the gene PAXBP1, whose product is annotated as PAX3 and PAX7 binding protein 1. The transcript has 18 exons. Gene Ontology annotation, cellular component: nucleus. The coding region runs from base 96 to 2969 and encodes 957 amino acids. The record is from RefSeq and is a predicted model, not a curated record. Lineage: Eukaryota; Metazoa; Chordata; Aves; Passeriformes; Viduidae. Gene Ontology annotation, biological process: mRNA splicing, via spliceosome; positive regulation of transcription by RNA polymerase II. Gene Ontology annotation, molecular function: DNA binding.